Molecule: messenger RNA, 2700 nt
Organism: Babesia microti strain RI
Lineage: Eukaryota; Apicomplexa; Aconoidasida; Piroplasmida; Babesiidae
Exons: 1
Coding region: 1-2700 (899 amino acids)
Source: RefSeq, a predicted model, not a curated record
AUGUUUAAAAAGAGAAAUCAUCUGUCAAUUUACAUUCCUGAGGGUGCAACUGGCAAAUUGGCACUAUCUCAGGGGUUUAGAGUUUAUAGAAACUUUGACGAAAAGCACUCAUUUUACAGGGAUGGACGGAGGAGGAAGAGAGAUGUAAAGGCGGUGGAACAUCAUUUUCCUGGCAUUACACAGAUUUUAAAAUCUGUGAAAAACAUGGAAAAUGAAUGCGUCUAUUGCCGCCUGGAAAGGGAUAGUGAGGUGGACCAAGUACAAGCAGUUCUAUUUGAAUUGCUUAAAAUAGCAACUGGCAUUAUCGCAUCUGAGCAGGCUUAUAGCAAGGAAUUAGAGUAUAGGAUGGAUCUUUGCACACUCUUUCUGGAUGAAAAUUUCCACCUUUUAAGGAAUAUAAAGUCACUUCAAGAACAAAACAUCAUUCUUGACAAUGAAUUAAUUAAAUGUUUGGAUAAUAAUGAUACCGAAUAUGCAGAAACGGUUUUUAUCCAGUGUCCUAAUGUAAAAACUCACAAUAUAUUCCUGCAAGACAUAAGCCAAGGUUGGGAUAGUAUCGAUUGGAGGGCGCUUGAGUUAGGGGAGUGUAAAUUAAAGCGUACGUAUUUGAGUCAAGAAUCUGAUUCGCAGCUAGAUGAGGAUGUCAAUGGAGGAUAUUUUGAUAAUUUAAAUUCUUUCGCAAAUAUCCCACUUUAUGACUAUACCGAACAAACUCCUACUGCUAAAGCCGAAUCGCCAAUAUCUAACUUAAGUACCGUAAUCAAAUCGCAAAAUAUAAAUGAAUUUAUCACGCCUAAAUCGCAAUUUCCCGCAUCAAAUACAAAUGAUUUGAUAUCUCUACCAUUUAAUGAUUUUGAUACAUCAGUUAACGAUAUACCUUUACAUUUCACCUAUGGUAACGUAUCAACACCAAGCAUUAGGGAAGGGGACAUAGUUUUUAAACCAUUAUUCCCUGAUCUAGACCCCGAUCACUCUUAUAAAUCCCUCGAUUCAUGUGACAUAUCUCAUACUAAUGAUCGAGAUUUAUGCACAUUUAGUCCAUUUUCAGGUGACGAUUUUUCGGCACAAUAUUCAAAUUCCAAUCAUUCAAGUCUUGAAGAAGAGGUGGUUGUUGAGAAAUAUCGAAUAUCUGAUGAAGAUUUAAACUUGUUUGAACAAUUAUUCACUUCACGAGUUCAGUACUAUAGCGAAGGUAGUGAUACUAUUCGGCUGCUGAAUGCUGAAAACUCUUAUUUAUACAACAUAAUCCAGAACAAAUUGGUGAUUGGCAAUGAAAUAGAUCUUAAGGAGUUGGGUGAAGCCAUCAAACUCAAGGAGAAAUUUAAAAUACAUAAAGAACACUGGGAUAGGUUGGAAAAAUUACUGUCGAGUUACCUAAACCAGAAUUUUGAGGGAGAGAUUGGAAAGUUUUACGUCCAGAAUCCGAAUUUAGAUGUAAGAUCUAUGGAUGAAGAUGUAGUGAAGUAUUUGUCAGUAUUUGCAUCCAUUUCUGCUUUAUUGUCUGAAAGGGUGUUUGAAAAAAUUUUGGAUGAUAUUGUUAUCAAUAAGGGCGAUUUUGACCACCUUAUAGCAUCACUGAACAAAAUAAGUGGUCAAAAAUAUGCUGAAAAUCAUUUACUAAAAGACAGUAAACUUCAGUUAUCAAUUCAGACCGAAUUGUGUAACAGAUUGACAUCUAUAAACAAUAUCAGCCUAAUAUGUGAUUCCCAGCAAGUUGUGGAAAUGAAAAACAAGGUAUCACAGCUUAAUGAAAAGAUUACAGCGCUUGAAAGUGAAAAAAAUGAUUUAUUAGCAGAUUGCAAAAACGCUGCCAACGUCAUUUCCAUGAUGGAAUUGGAAAUCCAAGAGAAAUCUGUUAACAUUGAAAAACUCAAUACCCAAAUAACUAAUCUACAAGCAAAGGCAAAUAUAGAUAUGGUCAAAGAGUCGAAUAAAUAUAACACCAACCCCAUCAUUAAUUUUUCACAAGAAAAGGUGCCAAAAUACACUAAACCUCCUGAAAUAUCGAAUAGCUACGAUUCGAUGGAGGGGAUAAUGAAAAAGGCAUUGUGGAAUUGCCUUAAAGACCUGGAAUACGCAGAAUCUUACACAGGUUGUACAACCCUCGUAUCAUCUGAAUCUGCAUCUGAUAUAAUGUAUGAUUCAGAUACCGAUGGUUCUGACAUUUCAAUUACUAGGGUUCAAAAUCAUCCAAUCCUCCCAAAGUUAUUAUCAAUGCUUGAAAGAUUGCACUCUAGGUAUAUGGGAUUGAUACGUGCGCUGAAGGAACAAUGUGUGACCAUUAACAGGACAGACUUCAACAAAUAUGUUUCUCUAAUGGAUGGCCUAGCAUCCUUAAUACGCCGCUACAACACUAGUGUUAAAUAUGACCACGAGAUUGAGACUAUCCAGAUCAUGAUGCAUAGUGAGUACACCCUCUCAAGCUCUAAUAUAUUGUAUUUGCUUAACAUAAUGGCUAGACUAAGUGAAUUGGCUCAAAUUGUACUAUUAGACCGAGAACUCGAUAUAAAUUCAAGUGUAUCGCGCACUAAUGCCCGUUUGGAGAGGGCAGAAGACCGAAUUAAACUUCUAGAAAAGGAGAAGAUGAAGAUUAUAGCAGAGAAAGAUGACCUAAAGUCCAAUAUUAGUGGAUUGAAGAAGGAAAUAGACAGAUUAAAAUAUCCAUUGGAUAGGUUGGAUAGAUCCAGGCAUCCACUAUGA